Molecule: messenger RNA, 744 nt
Organism: Ordospora pajunii
Lineage: Eukaryota; Fungi; Microsporidia; Ordosporidae
Product: putative RING-variant domain-containing protein
Exons: 1
Coding region: 1-744 (247 amino acids)
Molecular function (GO): zinc ion binding
Source: RefSeq, a predicted model, not a curated record
AUGCUGAGUACAGAUGCAGAUCAAUGUGAGACAAAGAAUCAAUCUGGUGCUACAAAUAGAGCAGCCGCUGCAUUAGAAGAGGGCACCGAAGGAGAUAUGGUCUGCAAGAUCUGCUAUUCAUUGACUAAUCCAGUCAAUAUGAAGGACGACCUGAUAUCACCAUGCGACUGUAGGGGCAGCAUAGGGCUUGUUCAUGAAAUGUGCCUGAAGAUGUGGAGAUAUCGUGGGAAGAGAGUAAAAAAUAUAAGGACAUGCGAGCAAUGCUGCUCGUUGUAUAGAAUGGAUGGCGAAGUGAUGCCUCGUGCAUCAGCUGUGUUUUUUAUUGCUCUGAGUUUGUUUAUUGCUUCGUAUUUUAUAUCCACUGUUGUGCUAAGGUCGUUUAUGAACACAGCGAUUAUAACGAUACGCGAGUUAUUCUACAUGGAUAGGCAUGGGCUCGGCAAUCAAGUUAGAAAGAAUCUUGAAGAUGCGUUUUCCCAAAGGCAGCCGACUGUGCACGAUCUUGCCGGUGAAAGAACACUGAUGUAUAUUUUUGUCGUUGUUGUUGUCUACCAGAUAGCAUCGCGAACGAGCUUUCUGUCGAUAUUCAACUAUAUGUUUACGUUUUGGAGGCUGAGCCAGUUUAGCUUUGUAAUUGACAGGAUCUUGUUCUUUGCUGUAUCGGGAUACUACAUAAAGAAAGUAUACAACGAGAUUUACCAUAGAAUAGAUACCUGGCUGUUUUUCUUGCUGAAUGCCAGGUGA